AUGAAUGCCCAGACCAGUAUUAACGGUGACCCCGAAACGGCUCCCAUAGCUGCUCAACGCUCGGGCGGACCCUCCUCUAUGAUGCGUUCUUUUGGCACUCUCUUCGGCACGAAUAACGGUGCACCUAGACGAUCAAGCUCACAAAAUGGUGUUGAUGGCUAUGUAGAAUUCGGUAUGCAAGAUCCUGAAAGUAGCGGCCGCACAUUGGGUACCUUUGCAGGAGUAUUCAGUCCUGUCGCCUUGUCCAUGUUCAGUGCUUUGGUUUUCAUACGUGUUGGCUUUAUUGUUGGCAAUGCUGGUUUAUAUGUCACCCUACUACAAUUUGUUAUUGCCUAUGUAAUCUUAUUAUUUACUGUCGCCUCAGUAUGUGCAAUUUCCACAAAUGGUGCGGUUGAAGGAGGAGGCGUAUAUUUUAUGAUAAGUCGUACAUUGGGUCUGGAAUUUGGUGGUUCUAUUGGCACACUGUUCUUUUUGGCCAACGUUGUAGGCUGUGCCAUGGCUAUUUCCGGUUGUGUUGAGGGUAUUAUGAACAAUUUUGGUCCGGGUGGUUAUUUCUCACCCCAUGAGGGAAUUUUGCCGGAUGGUACUUGGUGGCGUUUUCUAUUUUGUACCGUAAUGAAUACUUUAAUGCUGCUGGUGUGUCUAAUCGGAGCUUCAUUAUUUGCCAAAACAUCUGUACUCAUUUUGGGCAUUGUCACGGUCUGUUUAUUGGCCACAUAUAUAAGUUUUUUGGCUGAGGGUCCCAUCAAUGACAAGGUUCCCGUUCCCGAUGAGAAUACUCUGAUAAAUAAAACUAUAACUCCAUUUUUGAAUUACACUGGCUUGAGUGCGGAUACUUUAAGAAGUAACUUAUAUGAAAGUUAUGGGCCCGAUUAUACGUCGAAAGGAAAAAUGGUUGAUUUCGCUACUACGUUUGGUGUUUUGUUUGCUGGUGUUACGGGCAUUAUGGCUGGAGCAAAUAUGUCGGGUGAAUUGAAGAGUCCUUCUAAAAGUAUACCCUUGGGUACAUUAUCAGCUGUAGCAUUUACUUUCGUUGCUUAUGUCAUAUUGUCAUUCCUAAUGGCAUUCACUACGCCACAUGAAACCAUGAGAAACAAUUACCUGUUCCUAAUGUAUGUCAACUUUUGGCCACCAUUUACAGCCAUUGGAAUUUUAACCGCCACAUUUUCGACCGGUUUAAGUAAUCUCAUAGGAUCGAGUCGUAUAUUGGAGGCUUUGUCGAAAGAUCAAGUAUUUGGCCCCUUGACAAACUUUGUUGUAAAAGGCACUUGGAAAGGCAACCCUAUAGCGGCUGUCGUUACCAGUUGGGUAAUGGUGGAGUGUAUUUUAUUGAUAGGUUCAUUGAAUACAAUUGCCCAAAUCAAUUCGGUAUUAUUUAUGCUUUCGUAUUUGGCUACUAAUUUGGCCUGUUUGGGUAUUGAGUUGACGGGAGCACCCAAUUUCCGGCCUCUAUUUAAGUAUUUCACCUGGCAUACGUGUCUUUUUGGUUUAAUUGGUACCUUGGUAAUGAUGUUUGUUAUCAAUCCCAUUUAUGCUUCCUCAAGUAUUAUAUUAUGUUUAUUACUGGUGAUUGCUUUACAUUUGUUCUCGCCAGCAACGCAAUCAGCUCAAUGGGGCUCUAUAUCUCAAGCAUUAAUGUUCCAUCAGGUGCGCAAAUAUUUACUUAUGUUGGAUCCUCGCAAAGACCAUGUGAAGUUUUGGCGUCCUCAAAUGCUUUUAUUGGUGUCUUCACCCCGUUCAUGUUGUCCCUUGGUUGACUUUGUCAAUGACAUGAAAAAGAGUGGUCUUUACAUAAUUGGUCAUGUUAAAAUUGGAAAUUCUAUUGAUUUGGAAGAUCCCACCUCAGAGGAAAACACACAAUGGUUAUCGUUUGUGGAUCAUAUGCGUGUAAAAGCUUUUGCCGAAACAACAGUGGCUAAUUCGGUACGUGAGGGUGUUCAACAUUUAAUACGUUUAUCUGGAAUUGGCGCCAUGAAACCAAAUACCAUAGUAUUGGGUUUCUAUGACAAUGAGGCACCAAAAGAUUUCUUUGAAACCUCCACAUCUCCAUACAAAACCGAUGGUUUCAAUUCAGGCGAAAUGCAAAAUUUCCCCGUACGUCAUGAUGGCGAAGAGAAAAAUAUUGAUGUUACCGAAUAUGUGGCCAUUAUAAGUGAUAUUUUGCGCAUGAAAAAGAAUUUAUGUUUAUGUCGUCACUUUCAUCGUUUAGACAAACAUUUUAUAGCCAAAAGCAAACAUGUUAAAUACAUUGAUGUCUGGCCUAUCAAUGUUUUCAAUCCCAAAACAGAAGAUCCCUUUGAUGUUGUCUCAUUAUUUAUGAUGCAAUUGUCUGUUAUUAUGUUGGCUAAAUGGAGUCAUUUACGUCUGCGUGUAUUUUUGUGUGAAACUAAUAAUACGAACAAUACAACAACUACCUUUGAAACGCAGGAUCCCAAUAUGCCACAAAUUGAAAUUUUCUCCAAAAUGAAAUUGGAACAAAGUCUUAAAUCAUUAAGAAUAAAUGCCGAUAUUAUAGAGAUUCAAGAAUGGGCACGUGAUACGGAAUUCACACGACACUCUCGCAUACUUAAACAAUUCACACAACAUGCUGAAUCUGCCACGGAAGCGGUGACAGAAGAUAAUCUCAAUCGUUCAUUGUUAUAUAUGCAGAGAGCCAAUCAAAUCAUACGUGAACGUUCCGAUCAAACAGCCUUAUCUUUUAUAUAUUUAGCAGCACCACCACAAAUCAAUACACCCGAGUUUAGCGAACGUAGUGCACGUUAUAUGGAAUUGUUAACUGAAUUAACAGCUGAAUUACCUCCCACAAUUUUAGUGCAUGGUGUGAGCACCGUAACUUCCACAACUCUUUAAGAAUGACUAUGAUAAAACAACAAUCACUCUUAUAAAACAGUAAUGUUAUGUAAUAUCAAAAAAUAUUUUAAGGAUUUCAAUGUGAAAGCUAUAAAAGAGCAACUCCAAUUUGAAACAUAAAAUUUGCACUGAGAUUAAUACAUAUUUAGUUUCUUUCUUUUUGAGUUUCCAAAAAUCCUAAAAAAUGACACUGUUUUAUAAAAAAUUAUAAUUGGUAUUAAAAAAAUCAGCAUUUUGUGUUAUAAAUUAUUAAACAUUUGUAACGUAAAUAAAAAGUUUUAAAUAGAAAAUUUUAUUAAAUAAUAUACAAUUUAAGUAGACCUUUUUUUCAGUGUAUAAACACAAUAAGCUAUGAAUCGAUGGAGUUAUGUGCUGUGAAGCUUUUUGUAAUUGCUUUAAAUUUUAUUUGAAUACAAAAAUGGAAGGUUUAUUGUGACAUCCGAUUCGAAUGAAAAUAUUAUGUAUAAAGUAUACAAAAUAGAAUGAUUUUCUUUUGAAACGAAUUACAAAAUAAACCCCAAUGUAAUUCAAUAUAUUUUAAUUAAUUUUGUUUAAAUAAUUCGUUUCCAUUCUUGUUGUGUUUAUACAUUUAUACAUUUUUAUUUUACAAAUUUUAGAGAACUGUUUUUUUAAAAAAAAUAUGUAUUUUAUUUUUUUUUAUAACUGAUAUUUUUUAUACUUAUAAUAAAACUCAGUUUACAUACAUAUUUAUAUAGUAACUUGAUUGAUCAUAUCACAAUUGUAAACAAUUCCAAAAGAAACAGAACUAAAAAUAAACUAUUUUUGACCAAAACUAAAUGAAAAUGUUUAACAUUUAAAAAAAAAAAACUUAAAAUCAUUGUGUAUUAAAUAAAUCUUUUGAUCUUAACCUACAUUAAGAAAGUUAACUUAUACAACAAGCUUUCAGAACAUAAUUAUUAUUGUGUUUUAAUUUUAUUAAACAUUCUGUUUUAAAACUCCUUAUACAUACAUAUUUAUUUAUAAUAAUUAUAAUUAAUUUUACAGCAAAAUUAUGCUCUCAACUUGUGAAAUUUUAUUUUUUAAUGAAUGUGAUUUUUAGCAUGAUAAACAAAAAAUAAGUAUAUUAAACAAAUUUAUGAUCAUCACACACAAACAUAAAUUUUUAAAUAAAAUCUUAAUUAAUGCAUAAUAAA
Calliphora vicina (urban bluebottle blowfly) is the source of this 4004-nucleotide messenger RNA. RefSeq names its product solute carrier family 12 member 9. The record is from RefSeq and is a predicted model, not a curated record. Gene Ontology annotation, molecular function: potassium:chloride symporter activity. Bases 1 to 2850 code for a protein of 949 amino acids. Gene Ontology annotation, cellular component: membrane. Gene Ontology annotation, biological process: potassium ion homeostasis; chloride transmembrane transport; chloride ion homeostasis. NCBI's taxonomy places the organism in Eukaryota, Metazoa, Arthropoda, Insecta, Diptera, Calliphoridae. The transcript has 9 exons.